This is a messenger RNA of Lutzomyia longipalpis, 574 nucleotides long. RefSeq lists its product as uncharacterized. The transcript has 3 exons. Lineage: Eukaryota; Metazoa; Arthropoda; Insecta; Diptera; Psychodidae. The record is from RefSeq and is a predicted model, not a curated record. The coding region runs from base 101 to 505 and encodes 134 amino acids. Gene Ontology annotation, biological process: regulation of synaptic transmission, cholinergic; positive regulation of voltage-gated potassium channel activity; sleep.
UUUGUAUGUGAAGUGUGACAAAAUAAAUUGUGUGCGAUAAGGUGGGAUUGUCAGUCGUCUUUUUGUGCUUGUUGUUUUGACUAAUUAACAAGCUAUCGCGAUGAAAAACGCUGACGCCGAAAACCAAUCGCUCCUACGCGGAAAAAUGCUGGCAAAACUAAUUCUAGCUGCCCUUAUCGGUAUUUCUGUGUCAUCACUGAGUCAUGGUUCAACAUUGAAGUGCUAUACGUGCAAUUCAGACGAUGAUGCUGGAUGCUUUGAGAAUCCAGAAAAUCAGAGAAUUGAAGAGUGUGGCCAUGUAAUUGCUGAUCUAAGUUCUACGCGUUUUCGCUGUAUGACCAUCAAAGGUGUAAAUGGAAAUGAAAAGAUCGCCGUGAGACGAUGCGCAGUGAAUGAUGAAUGCAAUUUUCAACUGAGAUCUGACAAAUCCUUCGAAUGGGGCCCCAAAAUCUUCCCGGAUGCUUCUUGUGACGAAUGCAAUAGUGAUUUGUGUAACAAAAAUUAAAUGUUUGUUCAACGAUCGUGUAAAAUUUGUUCAGGGUAUGCAAUAAAAAUUUGUCGUAUGAAUCCGAAA